Messenger RNA from Engraulis encrasicolus (European anchovy), 5079 nucleotides. RefSeq names its product Rho family GTPase 3a (gene rnd3a). Gene Ontology annotation, molecular function: GTPase activity; GTP binding; protein kinase binding. NCBI's taxonomy places the organism in Eukaryota, Metazoa, Chordata, Actinopteri, Clupeiformes, Engraulidae. Gene Ontology annotation, cellular component: cytosol. The transcript is spliced from 5 exons. Bases 149 to 886 code for a protein of 245 amino acids. The record is from RefSeq and is a predicted model, not a curated record. Gene Ontology annotation, biological process: small GTPase-mediated signal transduction.
UGACGGACUCCACUGAGACCGAAGCGCGUUCAGCUCGCUCUGACAGGAUUUUUUCUGGGAAGACGCACCGUGUAGGAACCUUUAUUUGCACGCUCGUCUGCCCCAACGUUGGAGCUCUUACGGACUGAUUUUUCACAGAAGAAACUAAAUGAAGGAAAGAACGUCUUGCCAAAAGCCAUCACUGAACUCCGGGAUGGACAGCACGCAGAGUGUGAAAUGCAAGAUUGUGGUGGUGGGGGACAGCCAGUGUGGAAAGACGGCUUUACUACACGUAUUUGCCAAGGACUGCUUUCCAGAGAGCUAUGUCCCGACGGUGUUCGAAAAUUACACGGCCAGUUUUGAGAUCGACACGCAGCGGAUUGAACUGAGCCUGUGGGACACCUCAGGGUCCCCAUACUACGACAAUGUGAGGCCUCUGUCCUACCCCGACUCCGACGCCGUCCUCAUCUGUUUUGACAUCAGCAGGCCUGAGACGCUGGACAGUGUACUCAAAAAGUGGAAAGGAGAGAUUCAGGAGUUCUGUCCCAACACCAAGAUGUUGCUGGUCGGCUGUAAAUCGGACCUGCGGACAGACCUCACCACUCUCGUCGAACUGUCCAAUCACAGACAAGCUCCCGUGUCAUAUGACCAGGGUUCCAACAUGGCCAAGCAGAUCUCAGCGCCCUACAUCGAGUGCUCGGCGCUGCAGUCGGAGAACAGCGUGCGGGACAUUUUCCACGUGGCCACGCUGGCCUGCGUCAACAAGAGCAACAAGCACGUCAAGCGGAACAAAUCCUCGCGCGCCAACAAGAGGAUUUCCCACAUGCCUGGCCACGCGCGGCCGGAACUCUCCGCCGUGGCCUCCGACCUCCGCAAGGACAAAGCCAAGAGCUGCACGGUCAUGUGAGGCGAGGCGGAGGCGGUGGUGGCGCUGGUUGCCGUGGCGGCGCUGGCGGUUGCCGUAGCAACGGAGGUGGUGUUGGCCGCUCUGUGCCGCUCGGCUUUUGGCUCUGGCUUUGGCUCUUGCUCAACACGGCUGGACUUGGCUCACCGGCUGCGGCACGGACUGAGAAAGAGGGAGAGAGAGAGAGAAAGAUGGAGAGAGGGUUUUUCUUUUUAAAAAAUGACAACAACUACGAAGCUGGUGGCAUUGUGGAUGAUAUGGGAGAGGAUAUAUGGAAGAGGAGGAUGAGGGAGUGGUGGCCUAGAGAACAACUGAGAGACUCCUCUCCUCUCUGUUCUUCAGACGGACAGAUCAAUGGAUGGAUGGAUGGAUGGAUGGAUGGAGGGCAGAGCUGUCUUUGCCAAGCGCCAAAGGAAGAAGAGGAGGAGAUGAAGAAGAAGAACCGUGUGCACUUUAGAGCCUUUGCUGAACUCCUUCCAGCAGACAUGGGAGAUCUGUUAUGACGCAAAAACACAAAACGCCACGUAGACAACAAAAGAAGAGGAGUGCAUAGUGCCAAUGAGGAAAAUUGUACAGAGGAAGAAACAAAAAAGACAAACACAAAAAUCAAAAACAAAACAAAAGAAACUUAAAGACUUGUACAGGAUGAAAUUGUGGCUCUCAAUAGAGUGUCUCAUUGGAAACACUCUGACCUGAGAGACAGGAAGUCAGGAAAUGACUGCCUUUGGACCUCAUGCAGGGGAGAUGAAGGAUGGGUCAGGUCACUCUCCUCCAGGAAGUGACAUCAUUUCCUCAUUGAGGCUUGGACAGGAAGUUCUGGAGAAGCCCACAGGAAAUGAGGAGGCCUGCGGAGGUGGAAGGAGGGGCGGGAGGGAAACACUGUUACUAUGGUGACUGCAGUCUUUUGUUUUGCCCUUUGUCAUGGGAAAGGUCUCAGAGAGGUUGAGGUGAAUCAACAAUUAAAAGACUUGGGAGAAAAAAAUGUCAUUGAUGCCCCUCCAUACCUCAAGACCCUACAACUCCCCACAGACAUACAUGCACACUCACCAAACAGUCUUCUCAGCAGAUUUGAUUCUGGAACUCGUAGGGCCUGGGAACUCUUAAUGUUCUGAGAGGUCUCCCCACUAGAUAUUUGGUUUUGUCUCUCAGUUACAUGGGUAGAUGAAGAAGUGAAACAAAUAUGAUGAUCACUGUGGUUCAAGACUUGCUUCCUGCCUUUUUACGAUUCACUUGUUUAUGAUCACCGCUGAGAUUUUUUUUACCCCAUUAUUUCUGUAGAUUUCCACUCCUUCAGCACAGGACAGCACACUCUGUGCACCGCAUGCCUUGUUUGUGGCCAUUAAACUGCAUCUUAAUGUUCUGGAAGUGUAAUGAUAUGAAGACAUAAAAGACAAACAGAUCACAAUAUUGCCAAAGAGAAAUGUUAGCCUCCAAUUUGUCAGUGUGCAACAGUAGUGCCAUAACAGUGAUAGUCUAACAAUGGAAACCGGGCAGUAGCAUUCUAUCCUGAGAAAUUGUAGGAACUUAUUGUUUCUACCAGUGUCAUUGACCAACGCACUACUUAAGCUGUGCUGUUGACCAACACGCUGCAGCGAGCAGCUUAGGCUCAACCUGGCUUCUGUGUACCCAACGGUCUUAAUGCCAUUCAUUAGUGGCCAACUCUAACAGUGCCUCUGUCUGAUACUCACUGCAGUCUUGGCAGUGCCAUUGACCAUUGUGCAGUUAAAAACACUCAGACUCUGCAGCAGUAUCUCAUCCGACCUCAAGUCUAGCCUGAAUUCAUCUGUACCAUUCAGCUUUGUCGAACUCUUAAUAUAUCUUUCCAGGGCUGAAAGAUCUGGGGCAUGUUGUCUCAAAACAGAUUUAGGGCAGAGAUUUGGUGGACAGCGCUUUGUAACUCAUGAGACAUUUGGUACGUCCAGCUGAAGAAGUCUACUUAGUUUUCUCUCUGUCUGGCCAGUGCCUCUGGACCUCUGUAAUGCAUCACUCGUGCUACAAUCAGAAGAAUGGAUAGUGUUUCUAUGACAUGAUUGUUUUGGUCACUUGCUGGUGAUCAUUGUAUUGUGAAACAUGUUUUUGAAACAAAGCCGGGCUAGCUUCCAGCUCCUCUUGCCAGGGCCCUGAGCUCCUAAAGUGGAGGCAAUUCCUAUUUGGGGACCUUGUUCAUGUUCUGCAGAUGUUCCUGUAACUAGAACCGGCAGACAGAUCUGGAAAAAGGGGCCUCUACUUUCCCCUGCCCGUCCAUCUUAGUUCCCCAUAGGAUGAAAGUGUGCCUCAAGUGUCUAUAGUCUGCAAGUCAUUGACCAGAUGUGUGGGAAUCAUUUGUUUGUGUUCUCAGUUGUUCUCAAUUUUCAUCCACUGGUACUGGCAAACGACUUGGGUCCCAUAAAAAACACACAAUAUUGACCCCCACAGAUAGUGCUUAUGUAGGAUGUCAGUGACAAUGAUAGUCUUAGGUCCUUGGAGCUGUCAUAACUUCCCUCUUGUUUUACAUAGCAGGUCUUGUUUUUCUCAUUAGGCUAUAGUGUUUCUCUGCCUGUUCUGCUUGGUUGUCAACCACAAUUCAGUCAGAGUUUCUGCGUGCACAUACGUACGUACAUUCUGUUACCUAGGAAACCAUUCAACCUCUCCACCACCCCAAUCACAGCAAGGAUUUUCCAGGUUCUGCCGUCUCUGAUCACAAUAAUGGUCAGACACCAGAGGUGUCAAACGUAAAAGUAAAUGCAUAGUGUUAGUACAACACUAGCACAUGUUAUUAUGUUGCUGUUACACCAUUUGCUCCAUUUUACCUAAUGAGAUAGACUGUGUUGUUACUAAAAAAAUAAAUAAAAAAGGUCUACAAGACUACUGGUUAAUUAGAUAAGUUACCUCUGUUUUUCUAACUGUGUUUCUUUUACUUUUGACACCUGUGUCAGACAGGCACACCCACACCCAAUGCCCGGUCGUUAGAGACAUUACUUGCCACAUAUGGCUCCUUCACUGUUACCCACAGACCUCCUGUGUUGCUCUGCUUGUUCUUCACUAUGCAAUCAGCCUAGAGCCCAGCGCACCCUACAAGACUGAAGCCUGGACUGGAAGCAGCCCAUGUGCCAUUUCCCAGCCCCUGCUUUGACCAAAACAAAUAUCUGCAGAUGUUUAACCAAGGCCUAAGGGUCUUACGAUUUGGCUGACUGGCUUCAGCUGAUUAGCCCAUUUCACAGUGACGUCAGAAAAGUUCUGUUUUGGAGCGAAGCAGGGUUAAUGACUAGCUGGAUGUUCAGGAGGCUUUUUACGCAGGCAUACCGAAUGCAGCUUAACCUGUUUCGAAGUUUCCUGACGUCAUGUGGAAAGGGCCCAUUGGCAGGACGCUUUGUUGUUGCCAUUUUCCUUAAGUUACAUUAUACUGUAUGUGCCCCCAUUUCUCUCAUGCUGAUUGGUGGGUGUGUGCUUCUGUAGCAGCCAAUGGGCUUCAUCAAAAUAGUGUGUCUACCAAACAUGGCACUCGAUUGGCUGAAUACAAUGGUGAUGAGAAUAUGACCUGUGAGACUCAAUUUUGUGUAUUUUAUAUAAAAUUUGGCUCAAGUCACUGCCCUUGCAUUUCCCCGUUGAAAUGAACGGAAUCGAGGCUGGACUUUCUCCCAUCCUCCAGUUACUCAAAUAUCUCCAUGGCUUUGAGUGCGCCUCUCUUGGCGCCUCUUCAGAUUGCAACCCCCCUGAUGGAAAGCCUAUUGAUAGACAGGUUUGCUAUGCCAGACAGGAAUAGACUCUUUGUUUCCCUAUGUAGCUGAGCUCUUGGUGGAAUAAUAGGCUUUUCAGUAUUCAAACGCCAGUGCAGUCUCCUGUAGAGCUGGGAGAGAGAGAAAGGCCUUGUAGCUGUCACUGUGGGAGUUCACUGUGAGACGUUCAACCGUAUCCACGCCAGACCUAGCCCACAUCUGGCCAACAUCAGCAGUCUGAUGGUUAGUUGUUUGAGAUGGUGGGUUCAUGGGCAGUAUUACCUGACAGCUAUCAUAUGCUUUGUAUUUAAUGUUGAUGGAAGAUUGUUUUUGUUUUUUGUUUAUUUUUGUUUGGCAAUGAAAAUGUAGGUCAUUCUUUUUUUUGUUUUGUCGGUUGGAUAAAUGUUCAUGUUUCUUCUCCAUUGAUGUUGCCAUAGUAUUUAUUGAAUUUAUAUAUUUCCUCCUUUCAGAAAGCUGAACAAAUAAAAAAAUGUACAUUUG